Acyrthosiphon pisum (pea aphid) is the source of this 3122-nucleotide messenger RNA. RefSeq names its product DNA mismatch repair protein spel1 (gene spel1). Gene Ontology annotation, cellular component: nucleus; MutSalpha complex. The record is from RefSeq and is a predicted model, not a curated record. Gene Ontology annotation, molecular function: ATP-dependent DNA damage sensor activity; mismatched DNA binding; ATP binding. NCBI's taxonomy places the organism in Eukaryota, Metazoa, Arthropoda, Insecta, Hemiptera, Aphididae. The transcript has 16 exons. Gene Ontology annotation, biological process: mismatch repair; mitotic recombination. The coding region runs from base 1 to 2640 and encodes 879 amino acids.
AUGGCACCUUUAAAUGAAAAUGUAAAAUCACAGGUUUCAGUUAAAAAGAAACCUUUAACGACUGUUCGUUUUUUCAAUCGGCAAGAUUAUUACACUGUCCAUGGUCAAGAUGCUACUUUUGCUGCUAAAGACUUUUACAAGACAAAUCAUUCGAUAAAAAUUAUUGGGUCAGAUGAUGACACGCUGGAAUCGUUGAUAUUUAACAAAGCCAAUUUCGAAGCAUAUAUUAAACAACUGUUGUUGGUCAAUCAUUACAGAGUAGAAAUUUUUGUCAACAAAGGUGGAAAAUGGGCUCUAGAUUACAAAGGUUCACCUGGUAACUUAUCUCAGUUUGAAGAUUUACUGUUUGGAAAUGUGGAACAAAUCGAAGCAAAUAUUGUUAUUGCUUUAAAGCUAAGUCCUGAUUUCAGAAAUAACAAGAUAAUUGGAUUAGGAGCAGUAGAUACAGUAGAGAAUAAAUUCCAACUAAGUGAAUUUACUGACGAUGAAUAUUUUUCUCACACUGAAUCAAUAGUAAUUAAAAUUUCGCCAAAAGAAUGUAUUCUUAUGGGGGAUAGUAACAAUCCUGAUGUGGAACAAUUGAAAAAAGUUGUAGAGCGUUGUGGAGUGCUUGUAACAAUGAGGAAGAAGUCUGAUUUUGGCAUAGAUACUUUGAUACAAGAUUUAAACAAGCUUAUUAUGUUCGAAGAAGGACAGCAACCAAAUGCUCACACUUUACCUCAGUUACAACUUGAAAUUGCUUCUGCUGCAGUAGCAGCAGUUAUAAAAUAUCUCGAAUUGUCAUCUGAUUCGGAUAAUUUAAAUCAGUACAGUGUUGAUGAUUUGGGAUACGACAAAUUUGUUCAUUUAGAUAGUGCUGGUGUUCAAGCACUUAACUUAUUUUCCAAUUCUGGUACUAUGUCCAAAAAUGAUUCUAUUCUUGGAAUUUUUAAUAAAUGUCGAUCACCACACGGGCAGAGAUUGUUAACUCAAUGGAUCAGACAACCAUUGAGGGAUUUGAAUAAAAUUAAUGAACGUUUGGAUAUUGUUGAAACCCUUGUUACGGAUACAGAUAUUCGACAACAACUACACGAUCAACAUUUGCGUACAAUACCUGACCUCCAAGCUCUUAUGCGCAAAAUUCAAAGAAAAAAAGCCAACCUACAAGACUGUUAUAGGAUAUAUCAAGCAAUACAAAAGCUUCCAGACCUUGUGCAAACACUGAGCAAUUCAGAUGAUAAAACUCUGAAUAGUGUAAUUACAACUCCAUUAAAAGAACUUGUCAACGACAUGAAUAAAUAUCAGGCCAUGAUUGAGGAGACAAUAGAUUUAAAACUAGUCGAACGAGGUGAGUUUCUCAUACAAUCUGGAUUUGAUGAUGAAUUACAAGAAAUGAGAAAUCAAAUGGAUGACUAUGAAUCAAAAAUGGAAUCAAAUUUAACCAAAACUAGUGGGGCAUUGGGAAUUUCUGUGAAAUUGGAUUCAAAUUCACAAUAUGGAUUUUUCUUUAAAGUGUUAUUAAAAGAUGCUAAGACCGUCUCAAAUAAUAAAUCAUAUGAAGUUUUAGAUACCACUAAAGGAGGUGGUAUGCGUUUUCGAUCAUCUAAGCUUACUGAACUUAACACAGAUUACCAGAGUAUACAUAAAAACUAUUUGGAACAUCAAAAGUCUAUUGUAGUUGAAGUCAUUCAAACAGCUAGCAGUUACAGUGCAACCAUACUAAACCUAAGUCGAACCCUAGCCCAAUUAGAUGUUUUAACAAGCUUUUCCAUGCUGGCGGCCAGUUCUUUGCGUCCAUAUGUAAGACCGAAUUUACAUCCCCAAGGUACUGGCUUGUUAGACUUGAAACAAGUGAGGCAUCCUUGUGUUGAGGUACAAGAUUCGGUGUCUUACAUACCUAAUGACGCUUACUUUAAUCAAGGAAAAUGCACAUUUAAUGUAAUAACUGGUCCAAACAUGGGCGGCAAAAGUACUUACAUCAGAAGUGUUGCUGUGGCCGUAUUUAUGGCUCACAUGGGAAGUUUUGUCCCAUGUGACGCCGCUGAAAUCAGUGUGGUCGAUGCUAUUUUAGCUCGAGUUGGAGCAAACGAUUCUCAGAUUAAAGGAUUAUCUACUUUCAUGGUUGAAAUGAUAGAGACUGUAUCUAUACUCAAAAGAGCUACUUCAGAAUCAUUAGUGAUAAUUGACGAAUUAGGUAGAGGUACAUCAACUUAUGAGGGAUGUGGAAUUGCCUGUGCUAUUGCAGAACGUUUGGCAGUUGAAACCAAAGCAUUUACUUUAUUUGCGACUCAUUUUCACGAGUUAACUAAGCUCCACGAGACUAUACCAACAAUCACCAAUAAACAUGUCUCUGCCGUUACCACAGAUGAUAGUCUAACGCUUUUGUAUCAAGUGCAACCAGGAUCAUGUGAUAAAAGCUUUGGUAUUCAUGUUGCUGCAAUGGCAAAAUUUCCAAAAAACGUUAUUCAAAAUGCUGCAAAGAAACUUGCUCUGUUAGAGAGUUUUCAAAAUAACCAAAUACUGGAAGACAAUCAAAAAGAAAUCAAUGAAGCUGAUAAAGAAAAAUUUCUGAACGAAUGCAAACGUUGUGCACAAGAGUGUACUUCAUCAGAAGAUGAGUUGUUUAAUCGCAUAAAAAAACUGAGAACUGAGUUCCUAUAAUAUUAGUAUUACAUUAACGAUUAUAACUAUUUUAUAUUUUUUUUAUACAUACAUAUCUAUUUGUUCAUUAAUUAAUAAUUAUAUUGUUUUCAUAAUGCAUUUUGGUAAAGAUAAAAUUAAUGUUAUAAAUGUAACAAAAUGUAGACAUUAGUUUAUUUAUGCUUAUCAAUUAAAUUAAAUCAUACUACCUAUCUUUUUAUACUAAAAUAUAAUAUACAUGUACUUAAUUAUUUUUUAGAACUAUAAUAUGAACACAAACAAUUAUUUAAACAAAACUUGCAAUUCAUUAUUUUUUCCUAAUGUUAAUAAAUUAAAAAUAGAUUAUCAGUUAUCUAUUAUUUUAGUGAUAUUGAAGAAACAAUUAAAUUCCGUACAUAGGUACUAUGAAGUCAUUAUUUCAACUGUAUUAAUUUUCUUAGACACAAAAAAUCAAUAAUGAGUCCAAAUAAAAACUUAAAAAGUAAUUUUUGUUUUGAAAGCAA